Molecule: messenger RNA, 980 nt
Organism: Lingula anatina
Lineage: Eukaryota; Metazoa; Brachiopoda; Lingulata; Lingulida; Lingulidae
Biological process (GO): transmembrane transport
Cellular component (GO): membrane
Molecular function (GO): transmembrane transporter activity
Source: RefSeq, a predicted model, not a curated record
AAGUACUAUAUGGGUAGCAAUGUUCGCUUAAAAGAGUCGUGGAAAGUGAUAUCAGUCGUGUGUUCGUGUUGCCCCAUCACGAGCCGGAUAAGGUCUGGGUCACGUCGAAUGUCGCUCGGUGUUAACGUGAAAUCGAUUAAAAAAGCCAUAGCCGAGAAGAAAAAGAGGGUUAGAAGGAUGGUACAAAUUCUUCUUGUUAACUCGUCUGUUUUUGGUUUCGGUAUACUUUAUUCACAGAUGUUAACGACCUAUGAAUUCCAAGCGAGAGGAAUGGAUCGAAUGAUAAACGGAAAUGUUACCCUUCCAAUCCCAGAAACGUGUAUGCUUGCCUUUAAUGAGCUCGCCAUACUAGUGUUUAUUCCCAUACUUGUCAAGUGCAUUUAUCCUUGUAUUGAAAACCGAGGGCGUUCGACAGGCUACUUUACGAGAAUGGGGUUCGGAAUGGUGUGUGCCGCACUCUCUGGUCUAUAUGGUAUCAUACUGGAGGUCUCGCGACAGCAGUCGUGUCAUCAGUUUGACGGUGUCCCCAAACUGAGCGGGCUGUGGCAGGGGCCUGAAUACGCCAUCAUUGGCCUAGGGGAGACGUUGACAUUUAUAGCAGCAAUGGAAUAUUCUUAUCUGGAAGCACCAACGGGUUUGCGGGGCACGGCUAUGGGUUUGUUCAACUUGGGAUUUGGCUUGUCCUACUGCGUAGCGCUCAUAGUGGUAACAAUAGUGGAUAAAUUAACGGACUGGUAUACGGUGGAUCUCAAGGACACAUGCCUGACACACAAUAUAGGUCACUUGGAGCGGUAUCUCCUGCUUUUACUCGGCUUUCUCGCUCUGUGUGCGAUAUCAUUUGUGAUAGUUGCGUUUUACUUAUCUUCCCAGAAACGCAAAUCUGCGGCGACGACGUCGACGUCAUAGCCGUCGACUAGCUCGAGAAGGAAAAUUGACUGACAUUUAAAAUACCUGCUUGAUCCUAGCUGACAUCUAGUUUA